AUGUCAGUGACUUCUUUAAAUUCUGGAGCAUCUUCAGAGGCGAAUGUUCAGUGGCCUGUUACUCGCACGGCCUACGAGAUUAUAAAAUCUAUCGGCCAGGGCGCUACAUCUGUGGUGCACGAGGCAUUGUGCAAGCCACUCAAUCGAAAAUGUGCAAUGAAAAUAAUCAACCUUGAUAAGUCCAGCACAUCGGCCUCUCUUGAAGAAAUUAACCGUGAGAUAAAAUCAAUGAAGAACAUGAAAAAUGAAAAUAUCGUUGCUUAUUAUGCCUCAUUCGUGGACAAAACUGAACUUUGUAUUGUAAUGGACCUUUGUCAACGAGGUUCGUUACUCGAUGUUAUUAAAUUUAUUCAAAGCAAAAGAGAUAUAACAUAUGGUGUCUUCGAUGAGUAUACAAUCGCUACGAUCUUAAGGGAUGUGCUGCGUGGUCUCGCGUACAUUCACGAGGGCGGCCUCGUUCAUCGGGAUCUAAAAUGUGGAAAUUUAUUGGUGAAAGACGAUGGCGUAAUUCAGAUCGCCGAUUUCGGUGUCGCAGGCUUUCUGGCGAGUCAACCGCUGUCAGAGACGGGCAGUAUAGGGCCUCGGCGCUUCACGUUUGUCGGCACACCAUGCUGGAUGGCUCCUGAGGUCAUGCAGCAGACUGGUGGCUACAAUCACAAGGCAGAUAUUUGGUCUAUUGGAAUCACAACCAUCGAAAUGGCAACUGGUCAAGCUCCCUAUGCCAAAUAUGCCCCCAUGAAGGUGUUAAUGCUAACACUGAAAAAUGAUCCACCGGAUAUCGAUACGGUGGCAACGGUGUCGAAUCAGUAUGUCGAAUACGGUCAUAAAUUCCGGAAAUUUGCCCGAUCUUGUCUCACAAAGGAUCCUAAUCAGCGGCCUACUGCUAGGGAGCUUCUCAGUCACUCCUAUAUCAAAUCCAAGGCUAAGGAUCGAGAGUUGCUGUGCCGCGUGUUGCUGAGUGGCGAGGUUCCGACUCCUCCACUGAAACAGAAUCGCCAUCAUGAGGACCGGGUCGAAAAGCGUGACAAGCAAAAUGUCAGCACAGAGUGGAAUUUUGACACAUUGGGUCGACAGGCGUCUUCCAGCCACUACUACACGAGCGACGAUGACAGUGACGAAGGCGGUCAGGGUGGCUACAAUAAUGAAAACACUACUAUUCCCUCUGGCUCUGCUGCUGCUCCACCGCCACUUCCGCCGCGCUCAGGCUCGUCAACCUCGGGGACGUCACCCACGCAUCCCCCUCCUGUACCUGCCGGAACUCCGGCCUCUCCCCAAACGAACCAACCCAGCUUUGGACACAUUACGAACUUUUCCCACCAGAGUGGUGGUGAACAGGGCAGCUCCUCUGAGCCAACUGGUCCUUACUACCGCCUCACUUUGCGUAAGCGGAAUCCUCGUCAACGAAAUGAACUUCAGGAUAUCAGCUUCAACUAUGUCAUUGGGAAAGGUAAACUUCAGAAUUGCUCGCAUGUGUCUAUUUAUAUCGGGACUCCUACGAUGAUGAUGAUGAUGAUGAUGUCAGGAUUCAUGGUCAGUUGUUUACUCAACAAUCAUCCUCAUCUCAAAGCCCACUUGUUUACGAAUUCGGCUGACGUCCUGGCUAGGGAACUGGUUGAAGCUGAUCUUCUGGAUGGCUGUGAUCUUCUCCUAGUUGCACACCACAUGAGUGAACUUGUUGCGCAUCCAAACGAGCGAGAGCACUGCUUCCCUCUGAAUUCGCCCCCGGCUCCAGGUCAGGUUCCUGUGGAAUCGGAACUGCAUGGUUACGCGAAGAUUCUCAUUCGCCUUGUUGACGGGUCAACUCAUUAG
Hydatigera taeniaeformis is the source of this 1809-nucleotide messenger RNA. The record is from the annotation of a GenBank genome assembly. Lineage: Eukaryota; Metazoa; Platyhelminthes; Cestoda; Cyclophyllidea; Taeniidae.